This is a messenger RNA of Monoraphidium neglectum, 2916 nucleotides long. RefSeq lists its product as hypothetical. NCBI's taxonomy places the organism in Eukaryota, Viridiplantae, Chlorophyta, Chlorophyceae, Sphaeropleales, Selenastraceae. Gene Ontology annotation, molecular function: mRNA binding. The transcript has 10 exons. Gene Ontology annotation, cellular component: cytoplasm; ribonucleoprotein complex; nucleus. The coding region runs from base 1 to 2916 and encodes 971 amino acids. The record is from RefSeq and is a predicted model, not a curated record.
AUGGAGGAGCAUACGGAGGAGGCAACGUCUCGCCUAUGCGUGAAGAACAUCCCCAAAUACCUGACCGAGAAGCGCCUCAAGGAGCACUUUGCGUCCAAGGGUGUGGUCACGGACGUCAAAAUCCUGAAGACAAAAUCGUUCAUUGACACCAGCCGCCUCGCCGUUGAGUUUGCGCGCCGCUUUCGGGACGCAGAGGCGCCGCGGCCAUGGAGCAAAUAUUCUGAGGGCAGCAGCAAGCACAAAAAGCUUGUCACAUCCGAUGAGCAGCAGCAGGAGCAGCAGCAGCAGCAGCACCAAAUCGGCAAGGACGGCGCCGGCGCCAAGGGCGGCAAAAAAGGCAAGGCGGACGGGGACGCUGCGGCGGGGGCCGGCGCGGCGGCCGCCGGCGCGGAAGCAGACGAGAAGCUGGCGGAGUUCCUGUCGCUGAUGCAGCCGCGCGGCAAGGCGCGUGUGUGGAGCAACGACGAGCUACUGCCGGGGUCAGCAAAGGCGCCGCCCGCGGGCACGGCCGCGCAAGGCAAGAAGGGCAAGCGGCUGCCGGCCGCCGCCGCCGCCGCAGACAAGGGCCCUUCCGCGGCAGCUGCCAAGGCAGGGAAGCGCGGCGCCGGGGCCGCCGCGGGCGGGGGCGCAGGCGCGGGGGAGCGGGUGGCGUUUGAGGGGGACGAGGAUAGCGGCAGCGGCGACGAAGACGUUGAGGCGUUCGAGCCGCGGGACCUGGCAAACGGCGGCGGCGACGCCGCCGCACGGCGGCGGAGGGGCGAGGGCAUUGCUGGUGGCGGCAGUGGCGAUGAGGAGGAUGAGGAGGAUGGGGAGGAGCUGGCUGUGAAGGAUAGGGUCGUGGUGGAUGAGGGGGUAUCUGAUCUUGACUAUCUGCGGUCGCGGAUGAGGGCCACACUUGAGGAGGAUGAGGAAGAGGAGGAGGAGGAGCUUGAAGGCGGGGAGGCACAGGGGCAGGGUGGCUCGGACGAGGGGGACGAGGAGAUGGAGGAUGGCGGCGGCGAGGAGGAGGAGGGCGGCGGGGCAGACGAGGAGGGCGGCGGCGGCGGGGAGUUUGACGCAGCUGCGCGGGGCGACCAAGCCGGCGUCGGGCCCUCUGGCGGCGGCGGCGGCGGCAGGGGCGGCGGGGGCGGCGACUUGGAGCGGCAGAUCCUGGACACUGGGCGGCUGUUUGUGCGUAACCUGGCGUACGACACGACGGAGGCCGACGUCUCUGAGGCGUUUGGGCGGUUUGGGGGGCUGGAGGAGGUGCACCUGGUGCUGGACAGGGACACCAAGCGGUCGCGGGGCAUCGCCUAUGUGCGAUUUGCGCUGCCCGAGGAUGCGGUUGCGGCCUUCAGGGCGCUGGACAUGACCCCGCUGCAGGGCCGCCUAAUGCACGUGCUGCCAUCGAAGCGCCACCCCGGCGACGAGACCGGCGCUGCCGCCGUGGCCGCCGACGCGGACGGCGGCGGUGGUAACAGCGGCGCGGGCGGGUUCAAGGCGCAGCGGGAGCAGCAGCGCAAGGCGGACGCCGGCAACCGCGCGGCGUGGAACAGCCUGUUCAUGCGGGCAGACACGGUGGCCGAGGCGGUGGCGGCGCACUACGGCGUGACUAAGGGGCAGCUGCUGGACCGGGAAGCUGCGGACCUGCCAGUCAGGAUGGCCCUGGGGGAGGCUCAGGUGGUGUCUCAGACCAAGGCGGCCCUGUCAGAGGCGGGCGUCAACGUGGCGCAGCUGGAGGCCGCAGCGGCCGCGGCCGGCAAGGCCGCCGCAUCAAAGUCUGUGUCGCGGUCGCCCAGCACCCUGCUGGUGAAGAACCUGCCCUACAGCGCUGACGAGGACGAACUGGCGGACCUCUUUGGCAGAGCCGGCACGGUGGCGCGGCUGGUGCUGCCUCCCACGCACACCCUGGCCCUGGUGGAGUAUGCCGAGCCCCAGGAUGCGCGGUCGGCCUUCAAGGCACUGGCUUAUAAAAAGUACCGCCACGUACCCUUAUACCUGGAAUGGGCGCCCAAGGCAAUCUGGGACGCGCCGCCACCAGCCGCCGCAGCAGCCCCCAAGUCGGCGGCGGCGAAGGCGAAGCCCGCGGCGGCCAGCGGCGUGGCGGGUGAGCAGCAGCAGCAGCAGGCAGGGGAGGCCGACGGCGGCGGCGGCGGCGGCGGCGGCGGCGGCGGCGGCGGCGGCGGGCGGCAGCACGCGGCAGCAGCAGUGGCGGCGGAGGACGAGGAGGAGGGCGGCGCCGCCGGCCCCACGGGCUCGAUCUACGUCAAGAAUUUGAAUUUUGCGACGACAGACAAGGCCCUCUCCCGCCAUUUCGACCGCGCCGCGUCGGCCGCCGGCGCGCGCGUCGUCAGCGCCAAGGUCGCACGGCGGCCGGGGCCGGACGGGAAGCUUCUCUCGCUCGGCUUCGGCUUUGUGGAGCUCGACUCGCCAGGCGCCGCGAAGGAAGUUGCCAAGCAGCUGCAGGGGUCCAUGCUCGACAAGCACAAGCUCCAGCUGCAGCUGUCGAAACAUAAGGAGGGCGGCGCGGCGGACAAGAAGUCGGCGAAGCGCAAGGGCGCGGCGGGGGAGGGCGAGGAGGCCGGCACCAAGCUGGUUGUGCGCAACGUCGCUUUUGAGGCGACGCGCGGCGACAUCGUCGGGCUGUUCGGGCCGUUUGGGCACAUCAAGUCCGCCCGGCUCCCGAAGAAGUUCGACGGAAACCACAGGGGGUUCGCGUUCGUCGAGUUUGUCACUAAGCAAGAGGCGAAGAACGCGCUCGAGGGGGUGGGGGGGACCCAUUUGUAUGGGCGGCGGCUGGUGGUGGAGUAUGCGCAGCAGGGGGAGGAGGGGCUCGACGAGCUCAGGGCCAAGGCGGGCGCCAAGUUCAGGGGGGACGCGGAGGAGGGGGCGGAGGAGCAGGCGGCGCCGGCGAAGCGGCUGAGGCGGACGCUGUGA